Molecule: messenger RNA, 1140 nt
Organism: Maylandia zebra (zebra mbuna)
Lineage: Eukaryota; Metazoa; Chordata; Actinopteri; Cichliformes; Cichlidae
Source: RefSeq, a predicted model, not a curated record
AUGGGUACAGGUGCAGGAGUAAGCUGGGCCACAGCCGCCGACAUCCUUUGGUGCCAGGACAGACACCAAACAGCAGGGUGUCUGCUUUUCCCACCCAAGCAACAGUUGCAGGGACAAGCGGAGCCUCAGCCAGCCUGGGGACUGGAGCAGGGACCAGCUGAGCCCUACCCACCCUCACCAGAGGCACUGGUACAGGUGCAGGGGAAGGCCAAAGCCCCGCUGCCCUGGAAGCAGGAAAAGCCCUGCCAGAGCUACCCUCACCUGGGGAACUGUUGUGGAAGCUUGGGUGCUGGUGGGGCGGAGGAGCACGGCAUCUUCGGGGACCCCCCAGAGCUAGACGAGUCCUGCGACAAAUGCACUCGCAAGUCUAUAGUGAAGACUGCAAUGAUUAAUGAAAAUCAUGAGGAGAAGGGCGGAGCGGCUGAAUCAGGUCCUGAUUUGAGGAUUGUGAUGAUUGGAAAAACUGGUGUGGGGAAGAGUGCUGUUGGAAACACCAUCCUGGGAAAAAAACAUUUCAAAUCUCUUCCCAGUUCAGAGUCAGUGACUGAAACUUGUCAAACAGGUGAAACACAGUUGGAGGAGAGAAAAAUUUAUGUCAUAGACACACCUGGGAUCCUGGAUACUGGGAAACCUGCAGAAAUGAUCGAAAAGGAAAUUGUGAGAUGUGUUGAAGUCUCCAGUCCAGGGUCUCAUGUUUUUCUACUGGUGCUCCAAGUCGGUCGAUUCACGAAAGAGGAGAAAAACUCUGUGAAAGCCCUGCAGGCGUUGUUUGCUCCAAAGGCUCAACAUUACAUGAUUGUGCUGUUCACCCACGGAGAUGAUCUUGAAGACCAGGACAUCACCAUACAGAAGUAUGUACGUGAAAGCAAACCACAGCUCAGACAAGUCAUCCACAACUGUGGAAACAGGUUCCACGUCUUCAACAACAGAAGCAAAGACAGAAAGCAGGUGGAGGAGCUGAUGAAGAAGAUUGAUGACAUGGUGGCAGGAAACGGCGACACAUACUACACAAAUGCCACGUUUAGAGAGGUGGAAGAAAGGAAACAGAAACAACCUGACAGGGAGAGUGAAGAAUACAAGUUCCUGUGUCAACUGGUAGCGCAGAUUCUACGUUUUCAUUCCCGUCUUAAAAGAGAAUAA